Molecule: messenger RNA, 4117 nt
Organism: Durio zibethinus
Lineage: Eukaryota; Viridiplantae; Streptophyta; Magnoliopsida; Malvales; Malvaceae
Product: serine/threonine-protein kinase D6PKL1-like
Biological process (GO): protein phosphorylation
Molecular function (GO): ATP binding; protein kinase activity
Source: RefSeq, a predicted model, not a curated record
ACUAUUCAACUUUUUAAAGAAAUAAAAGAUGCUGAAAACUCUGGAGAAGCUUUGACUGUAUAUGACAUAUCCAUUGUUGGAAGGACAAGAAGAAUGUGAUUGAUUUUGCAUAUUUUUGACAUUCUUUGUCUCUUAGCCCUUGGGGGACAAUCAUGCAUCUUCUUGAAUCGAAAUGCCAGCAGCAAACCAGACGAGCCCCAUAGUUAACUGCUCCAUCCUUUCGGAUUUCAUGCACAAUGUUUUUUCGUAUAAUUGAUUUUAUGACUCAGUAUUCAUUAUUUUUGGAUUAUUUUCAUUGUAUAAUUGACACAUAGAAAUGCUGGAUACAAGCCUAACCUGUCGACAUGCAAAAUUGGGUACAAUUGCUUUCCAACCAGAGGCUUUCUUUUCCCUUUUUAUAACAGUAACCAAAAAAACAAAAAAAAAAAAAUUUGUGUUGGUAUUUUUCCGCCAUUACAGAGAAAAAGAAACAGUAGAGCAGCAGUAGAAGUAGUAGUAGAACAAGGUGAAACUUCUCGUGAUUGGCAUAUCCAACUUUUCCUUUCUUUUCCCUCUCUCUCUCUCUCUCUCUCUCUCUCUCUCUUCAUUCACUCAAUUAACAAUUUUCUCUUCUUUCCACUCUCUUUCCCUCCUCUGUCCUAACCCUAAUUAUACCCCUUACCUUUCUCUAGCUGCCCAAAUUUUCUUCCUUUCUCUCUUUUUCUUUUUGUUUGGCAUCUUCAAAGGCAACGCUUUUUUGGUUUCUACGUAUUUCCCAGUUUCAGAGAAUUGUGCAGGAUCAUGCUACUUCAGUGACAGUUUUCUUUCGUGGCUUCUAAUUCUCUGAAACUUUGUGAUCGUUGUGGAUUUUGGGUGCUGUGUUUGAAAUUAAAAAGUGGAUUUUGACUGGCCUUUCAAAUCCGAGAACCAUUAUGAUCCUAGAUAAUCAUGAGGGAUACGUGAGGUUGUCUUAUUGCUCAGUUCUACACUAUCUUCGAAAUACUUCUUCGGAAAUGGAUUAGAGUAAGUUUGCAAAGCCAUAGUUCUCUUGUAAGCCUUUGAGUUGAACCGUGGAGAGAUGGAUACUGUGCCUAGUACUUCUGAAAUUGUUGAAUCCACUGAUGAAUUAGAUGCUGAAUUGAAAAUGGGGGUACAUGCUAAGAACCACCAUAUGCCAAAAUCAGAAAAUAAGUAUUCUAUAGAGGAUGAUAUUAAUCGUCUUUUCGAAGCAAUUGACAUUAGGACAUCUUCUAGGAUUUCUGGUUUCUCAAGUGAAAUUGGUAGAGAUGCUUUACGAAAGAGUGCAAUGAAAAGACCAGUUAGAGUUGGCUCUUCUCAAGCUUCAGGGAUUGGAAUUUCUGAACCUGUGAGUUUGAAGCAGGCACUUAGAGGGUUGUGCAUCUCUCAGGCAUCGGAGAUGGCUGCUAUGAAGAAGCGAUUUUCAAAGCCAGCAGGUUCUUCAGGGGCCUCAGAGGCAGGAACCAUCAAAAGAUUAUACAGGGCAGUAGUAGUUGAAGCAAAUGGAUCUGGUAUUCCCCUAAAUGAAGGUAAAGGGAAUUUAGUGGAAAUCUCCCUUGUUCCUGAAAAGAUUGCGUCCAAUUCUCCUGACAAGAUGCCUGAAUCUUUGCAAGUGCCAAAGCAGGAGGUUUUCAACCAAAAUUCCAGUCCUUCAGAUAAUGCAACAAUAGAAAAGGAAAUACUAACCAGAUUACAAUCCCCAGAUCAGAUUGCUUCUUUGGUUAUGGAGUCUGAAAGUGAAGUAUCAAAAGCAGAACUUAAAAAACUGAAAUCUAUAGAUUCUUCCUCUGUUAAUCAUGCUGCUGAGGAAUCCUUGGAGAUUGGUUGUUCCUCAACUCAGGUUUAUGUUGAAACUCCUGUGCCUGAUAAGGAGCCAAAGGGCAAGUUGCAUGCUGAAUCUUCUCUCUCCGUUUCUAGUGCUGCUGGUAAGUUGAAAUCUGUUUGUGAAACUCCACGUCUAAUCAAGCCAGUCUUUAGGAACAAGAGCUUUAUAAGGAAGAAAGAAAAGCACGAAUCAACUUCUUCUGUCAGCAGUUCCCAUUCCUGUAAUGGUUGUCUCAGCAAUGAUCUUGGUCCUAGUACUAGUUAUUCAGAUAGGCAAACACAGAAACAUGCUUCAGGCAAGGGAAGAAAAGAAAAUCUGAAAGUUUCUUCAGUUUCCGGCAGUACAAAUCACAGCAUUGAUGUUAACUCAAGCAUGGUGGGUACAAGUUUCAAAUCAACUUUGAGUUCAAACUGUAAUAACAAAUCCAAAGCCCUGUUGACCAAAGCUGAUGACAGAUCAAGAUCAAGGGAAAAGGGGGAGUUUUCCCAGAGCUCCAAAAGUAGCAUUGGGGAGUACAGUAGUAGCACAACCACGAGUGAAGAAAGCAAUAUCAGUGGGUCUAGUCGGAGUGGUAGCAGACCUCACAUGUCAAAAGAUUUGAGGUGGGAAGCUAUACGCUCUGUUCAAAAGCAGCAUGGAAGCUUCAGUUUGAGGCACUUCAAGCUUCUCAAGAAGCUUGGUUGUGGGGACAUUGGGAUUGUUUAUCUUGCUGAGCUAACUGGAACAAACUGCUUAUUUGCUUUGAAAGUGAUGGACAAUGAUUUUUUGUUGAGCCGCAAGAAGAUGCCUAGGGCACAAACAGAAAAGGAGAUAAUGCAAAUGCUGGACCAUCCUUUUCUUCCUACACUAUAUGCGUAUUUUGCAACAGAAAAACUUUCUUGCUUGGUUAUGGAGUAUUGUCCAGGUGGAGAUUUGCAUGUGUUACGACAGAAACAACCUGGCAGGAGUUUCUCUGAACAAGCAGCAAGGUUUUAUGUUGCUGAAGUCCUCCUUGCAUUGGAGUACCUACACAUGCUUGGUGUUGUAUAUCGAGAUCUAAAACCAGAAAAUAUCCUGGUUAGAGAAGACGGUCACAUCAUGCUCACAGAUUUUGACUUGUCACUCAGAUGUGCUGUUAAUCCAGUGCUGCUUAAAUCCACUUCACCUGUUGCUGAACCUGCUGAGAAGAUGUCAAGUCCAUGCUCUGAAUCCAGCUGUAUUGAGCCUUUCUGCCUUAAUCCCUCGUUUCAAGUCCCAUGCUUCACUCCUAGGCUUCUAUCGCUUGCUUCCAAAUCAAGGAGGAUAAAGUCUGACCCAGCUACUCAGAUUAGCCCCAUGCCACAGCUUGUAGUGGAGCCAACCAGCGCCCGAUCAAACUCAUUUGUUGGAACGCAUGAAUACCUUGCUCCAGAAAUCAUCAAGGGUGAGGGUCACGGGAAUGCUGUCGAUUGGUGGACGUUUGGAAUCUUUCUGUUUGAGCUUUUGUAUGGUAAAACACCCUUCAAAGGUUCAGGAAAUGACGAAACACUAUCCAAUGUUGUGUCACAUAGCCUUAGGUUUCCUAGUAGCCCUACGGUUAGUUUUCAUGCAAGAGAUUUGAUAAGAGGGCUUUUAGUUAAGGAACCUGAGAAUCGAUUAGGAUCAGUGAAAGGAGCUGCAGAGAUCAAACAGCAUCCUUUUUUUGAGGGCCUAAAUUGGGCUCUGAUACGUUGUGCAACACCACCUGAGAUGCCAAGGUUCUGUGACACUGGCAUCUGUGUGCCAACCUCAGUUUUGCUGAAAAAGGACAGCACCAAAGGCGACGAAUUCCUGGGCACAGAAGACCAUAUGGAGUUUGAUAUGUUUUAGCUAGAGCUUAUCUGAUGUGGCAAAAGAUGAUGUUUUGGUUCUCUUUUUAACAGUGAGGUUUCUGAUCCUGUUGUUGUAACUGAUAUAUGUAGCACAUGUUGUAAAUGUAAUUCAGAAAAUUGGCGGCAAGUCAUUACUAUGAGAUAGAUAUACGGUAGAGCAGUUGAGUCUUCAAAAAGUGCAGCCAGCUUCUUGAUUUUCAUAGUAUUGAUUCAAGCUUGUGAGCACCACUAUAUUAAACUGAAUGCAGUGUGUAAUUUCAGUAUAUACAUUAUACAUCCAUUUCUCAGUUUUCUGCCAGCUUGAUUUGCUUUCACCAACGGUGUGAAAGGUAAUUCUAGCACUCGCAUUCCUGUUCUUUUCACCCUCAUAAAAUACACUUUUUGCUAAUAAUAUAAACUCCAUUAAACGUCAUGGAAAGACCAAAUAUUUCAACAUUUAACAUGGGCGCUGUCUUGCAAUUAUUAG